This is a messenger RNA of Coccidioides posadasii C735 delta SOWgp, 1311 nucleotides long. Lineage: Eukaryota; Fungi; Ascomycota; Eurotiomycetes; Onygenales; Onygenaceae. The record is from RefSeq and is a predicted model, not a curated record.
AUGGCGGACGAAGAUCUCUGGUUUGACACUGAUUUGGAAAUUAUUCUAUCAACAAUGCAAGCGAAAGCUAUUUCGGAUAUCAGUCAAGCGUUCCAUUCGACAUCGAUACAAAAGCACUCUGGACCUGGGAUUAUUCUUUCGGCCCUGGAAAUCCAAUUUUUCAAUUGCCCGCCCCUGCCAUCCAAUACCACUGGGUUGGAUAAUAUGAUCGUAUUGGCUCCAUUUUGCCUGGAUACCUUGGAUGAAAUAGCGAGCAGAGGAGCAGAGUAUAUCCUAGCCCAUUUUCCCGAUAACAUGAUAAUUGAUUCGGGGCUAGACUCUGUGUCUGGCUUUGGCAUUGUCAAUCGGACUCAAGGCGACGAUUUCAAGUCCAAAGUAUUGGAUGGUGAGAAGCUCCAGAUCACUUUUAGCCGUCCACAGCAAAUAGUACAGCACUAUUCUGAAACGGAGAACACAAUGUCUGGAGGAUCUAUGAAUUCUUUCAGUUCCUGGGCUCCAACCUUGGAGUUGGAUCCUGCUCCUUUUAUCUCUGCUCCAGGCGGGUCAAUCCUAUCCACAAUACCAACAGCACAAGGUGCAUAUGGAAUCAUGUCUGGCACUUCAAUGGCCACUCCAUAUAUUGCUGGUGUUGUUGCAUUGCUAAUGGAAGCCAGAGGCAAGAUGGAUCCCAAGUCAGUUGCAUCUUUACUUGGCUCUACAGCCCAGAGGCUAAAACUGAAUGAUGGAAAUGAAACAAUGGAUGAUAUUAUUGCACCUAUAAUUCAACAAGGGGGUGGUCUUGUGGAUGCGGCAGCUGCUGUUCGCUCACAAACCACACUAGAACCGUCCUUUUUGGCAUUUAGAGAUGCAGCGAGUUUCGAACCAAAGAGGACAGUUAAAAUUCGAAAUGAAGCUGUUCGCCCGCUUAUGAACCGGCGCAGCUCUAGCUUGCAGAGCGGUCGAUCUAUGGAAGAAGUUGGGCCUGGUUACAUAUACCGAUUACCUCGUGCAAACGCGUCGCUCGAAGAUGCAGAUCCUCCAACAUUCAAGGUGGCCAUGAACUUUCAUGCAGACUUGCUGAGUGGAAUCCUUGUUCCGGAGACCCCGAUAUCAGGGUUUAAUGGCACAAUACACCCUGCGUUCGGCCCUAUUCCCUCUGGAUCGUUGGAAUUUGUUUUUGUUCCUUCUGCGCUGUUGGCAGAUGGUAAAUCAAUAGCCGAAGGGAAAUUCACCUUGAAGGCCACAGCACUUAGAUGGAAGGGUGAUCUGAACAACCAGAGAGACUGGGAGGAAUUCUCAUCACCUCCUUUCACUAUUGGGUUAUAUGAUUGA